GGCGGCACUACUGGACUGGUUCCCUAUUAACAGCCGAUUAUGUGCAGUUCGGCUUCGGGGUUCGUGUAGAAUCAACAGGCACCGCGAAGAGAGACACAACUUGUUUGUGAUCUCAGUGUACGCUCCAACUGACUGCAGUGGAGACUCGGUCAAGGACGAAUUCUAUCGGGAUCUACAACAACUCUUGACUAAUGCUAAAAAGUCGGAUGUCGUUAUCCUUGCUGGGGAUUUUAAUGCACGGGUUGGCCGCCUGUUACCAUACGAACGCCACCUUGGUGGUCAUCACGCGCUCGAUGAGAACCGCUCUGAUAACGGAGAGAGACUUCUCACAUUGUGCGAAGACAACCGUCUGUUUCUUUCGAGCACUAACUUCAGGCGUACGAAGAAGCGUUCCGCAACGUGGCGUCCCCCUUCUUCAACACAACCGUGGUCUCAAAUUGAUCACAUUGCAAUUAGCUUCAGAUGGCGCGGCAGCGUACUAGACUGCAGGUCCUUUUGGUCCACAUUCGUUGACUCAGAUCAUGCUCUGGUAUGCGCGAAAAUCUGUAUGUGUUUUGGAGGAUCCCGAAACACGAAGCACCGCAAGAUUGAUGUAAACAGAUUAACUGAUUCCUCUGUCCAGACGAGCUAUCAGUCUUCAUUGGCAUAUGCACUCAGUUGCAAUCCACCUCAAGAAGUGGAACAACACUGGACUUGUAUACGGAAGGCAAUGACCAUUUCCGGACAGUCAUGCUGCGGCCUAACUCGACGCCCAUUGAAGGCUUGGAUCUCUGCUCGUUCUCUGGAGCUGUUCGAACGCCGCAAAGAUAUACCCGCGGAAUCAGAUUGCAACGAGCGGCGCCGUUCUGCCAACCGGCUGCUCAAGCAAAGCCUACGCAAGGAUCGCGAGACGUGGUGGUCUGAACGUGCUUUAGAGAUGGAGACCGCUGCCCUCUCUGGCAACACUCGCAGGCUUUUCCAACUCAUUCGGUCCACUGGCCUCAGGAAACCUGGUGUCAGUGAGGUCAUUUGUGAGGUGGAUGAGUCUCCGAUCACCAACCAACAGAGGCGUAUGGACCGUUGGGCCGAGCACUUUCACUCGCAGUUCAACUGGCCUCCACCAUCCAUCAGUACAUGCAGUACACGUUGUUGUCCACCCUGGCUCGUCCCUCUGAAUCCACCCAGCGAAGCGGAAGUCGGCCUUGAGAUUCGACGCUUGAAGCGCUUCAAGGCUGCCGGCUUAGACGGACUUCCUCCGGAGCUAUUCAAGUACGGUGGUGUGGCGAUCAUUAACCAGCUGACCGCGCUGUUCGCAAAAAUUUGGCAUGAAGAGAAAGUGCCUUCCUCUUGGGGAGAAUCAGUCAUUAUCCCGAUUUUCAAGAAAGGCGCUCGCACUUCAUGUGCAAAUCAUCGCGGGAUUAGUCUUAUUUCGGUUGCCUCUAAACUAUUGGCAUCCAUUCUGCUUCGCAGGCUAUCCCCAGUACGUGAAUCAUACUACCGUGAAGAACAAGCUGGUUUCCGUCCUGGCCGCGGAUGCGUGGAUCAAAUCUUCACGCUCCGCCAGCUCCUCGAACAUCGCCACAUUUAUCACAGGCCCACUAUCGUUGCAUUUCUAGACAUACGUGCCGCUUUUGACUCCGUUGAUCGACCUGCUUUAUGGCGUUGCUUACUAAAGAACGGGGUGCCAGAGAAAUAUACCGCCAUCUUACGAGCACUUUACCUUCAUACAUGCGGCAGAGUGAGGGUCUAUGGCAAGCUUUCCUCGCAAUUCACUGUCAAUAGCGGUGUGCGACAGGGCUGCCCUAUGUCCCCAUUCCUCUUCAACUUCGCAAUCGAAGACGUUCUGUCGAAUGCUCUAGAAGGUUUCCAACAUUUUGGCCUAGAGCUUCUACCGGGUGAGCGCGCGACCGACUUAGAUUAUGCUGAUGAUAUCGCCUUACUUGGUGACGAUCCUCAGAGUAUGCAACUCAUUCUGGAUCGUUUGGCGGUUGAGGCAUCUAAGUAUGGCAUGAGCUUCGCCCCAUCGAAGUGUAAAAUACUGCUCAAAGAUUGGCAUUUGCCUGCUCCCGUACUCACUCUCGAUGGUGCACAACUUGAACAGGUAGAUAGUUUCGUCUACCUUGGGAGCUGUAUUUCUGCUGAUGGCACUAUCAACAAAGAAGUUUCUCUUCGUAUCGCUAAAGCUCGAUCGGCAUUUGUCAAUUUGAGGCACUUGUGGCGUCGUCGCGACGUCUCAUUCUCACUAAAGGGCCGAGUUUACAGUGCAUCAGUUCGCUCAAUAUUGUUGUAUGGGUGCGAGUCCUGGCCGCUUCGCGUGGAAGACAUGCGUCGUCUUUCUGCGUUCGAUAACGGUUGCUUAAGGAGGAUCGCGCGUGUUUGGUGGCAACAUCGAGUUAAUAGUAAUGACGUUCGACGUCGCAUCUUGGGGAAUGCGAGUAUUCCCUUCAACAAACUGGUUUUGUUGCGCCAGUUGAGAUGGCUCGGUCACGUUCUACGCAUGGCACCUGAGCGUCUACCGCGUCGCGCUCUAUUCGCUCGUCAAGGACCUGGCUGGAGGCGACUGCGUGGUGGUCAGCCUUCCACUUGGCGGCAGCACAUGAAAUCGCUGACGUCGUGUCUAGCCGCUGUAGGAUCCGUACGUCUUCCAGGAUGGGGACCCAAAGAUGAGGAGUGCCAAUGGCUUAGCACUCUUGAAGAUAUGGCCCGCAACCGGAAUCAGUGGAAGAAUUGUGUACAUUAUUGUAUUGAUUCACAUGUUUAAUUCUACAAACAUUAAAAUGACAAAAAAAGAACAAAAGCGGCGUGUGAAAAACAAACUAAAAAUGUUUUGUUCUGCUUUUUAUCAAACUGUUCCAUUCUUCCUGCGGCAUAUUAGUUGAAGUGUGUUGCUCACCUUCAACUAGCAUGCCACGAUGAUUAUGACGCUUUGAAUCUUGUUUAUCCCCUUAUCUCCAUGGUUUUAGACUGGCUCUUUGUCUAGCUAAUAGACUGUUGAGAAUGGUUGGCGGCAUCCGGUUUCGGAUUUGCCUGUCACUGUGGCAAGCCACAGGACGCCUGCGCCUACAGAGGGACCAUGGAUGGCUUGCGCUGCACCACCCACAGCUCCAACCACAUACCCCAUAUCCAGUGUAAACCCAAAGGAAUAAGACCGGGAGGCAUGCGGAUGGGAACCACGUUUCAUCAACGGAGCCGGCCCACACUCCUUCACAGGCAAACACAAGCACACUGUAUUUGGGGGAUCAACCGCACACAAGGCGGUGGCUGGACUGUAGUCCGCUCCAUACUGAGUGCAUGGAACCACUCUUCGAGCCUAGCACGGCCACAAGGAUCGUGCACCCCGUCCCCUCCAGCAACGACCAACUGUCUCCUGGAGCCAGUAUAGACGAGGUAGUGGGUAAUAGACAGGUAGGCACCUUGUCAACAUGCACAUCAAGCGCAGCCACACCAAGGAAAUCAAACAACAGCCAAUCACUUGAGAGAGAGAGAGAAAG
Molecule: messenger RNA, 3470 nt
Organism: Dicrocoelium dendriticum
Lineage: Eukaryota; Metazoa; Platyhelminthes; Trematoda; Plagiorchiida; Dicrocoeliidae
Source: the annotation of a GenBank genome assembly